UUUUUUUUUUUUUUUUUUUUUUUUUUUUUUUUUUUUUUUUUUUUACAUUGUAAAGAUGCCGGCAUUGGAGGUGGCAGCAGCGGCGACGGCUGCUUCUGCUGCCACUAAGUCAGGUGUAUAUAUGGGGAUUUCGUCGGACAAUAUAAAAGGUUUGAUGCUGGCUUUGUCUUCCAGCUUCUUCAUUUGGCGCCAGCUUUAUUGUUAAGAAAAAGGGGUUAAAGAAAGCUGGUGCCUCAGGCUUAAGGGCAGGCACCUGACACAUUCAACAUGGCUGUUGUUUCACCUAUUUAGCGCGUCUGGGAGAGCUUAAGAGCAGAAUUUCGACCGUUGACAGUUAAUUUUCUACCGUUGAAGACUGGCUGAAGGGAGUUUUUUUAUAUAAAACCGGCUGACAAAUUUCAGACAAUUGAGCAGCAUUUACAUCCUAAUUCUCAAUUUUGCCCUCACUUUUGAAACCUCAACUACCCAAUGGUCAAACUUGAGGGUUAAAAUGGUCAAUUGAAGCUGUUGAAAUGAAGUGAAGACAGCACACGCCACCUCUGUGGGCUGGAUGACGUGAUUAAAGAAAUUAAUCUGUCCUUUUAAAUUCCAUCCAACGGUUGGAAUUUUACCUUUAAGCGUGACCAGACAGGCCCUUACUUUGUUAUGUUCACAUCCUUAACCAUAUUGGCAAGUGUGAUCAUGUUUAAGGACUGGGACAGGCAGAACCCAACCCAGAUUGUCACGGAAAUGUGUGGCUUUGUGACCACUCUUUCAGGAACCUUUCUUCUUCACAAAACAAAAGACAUUGCUGAAGGAUCCAUGCCUACAACCCCGCGACUUCCCAAGCAUGUGGAUGAGGACGAUAAUUUUGUGCAUGAAGUUAUUCAUUUAAGGCGGCAGGAAUCCUUAAGAACACCAUGAAGUAUUCUUCUCCUCGUCUCUGUCAACUAUUUUUUUUCUUUUCUUUGAUUAUUUUUGUCAAGUAGACCUCUCAGAAUCUUGCUAUUUGGGAAGAGACAACACUGAUAUAAAUUGUGCCAACACUGGAUCAAUUUCCAGCACACUUUCUUUACGCAGUGGAAGGUUAUAUUUUUUAAUAAUUUCUAAUGACGGCCAUAUAAUUUUUCGAUUUUCACACAAAAUACUUGUUCGAUAUAGUAGAUUGAUUUUGCUGUAUUCGGACUAAUACCCGUCCCAGUCAUUUCAUCAAAAUGUCUCAUGUGAAGACUUGAAGUUGACUUAUAAAAAAAAAGGUAGAGAAAAAGAGAUCAUCUCUAUAUUCCCGGACCUCAUUGAUUAUGAAUGCAAGUAAAUGAAGCUCCCUUUAAUGUCAAUUUUCUCUGCUAAAUAUCUGCAAGUUGCAACUUUUCAACACUGUGAGUGGCAUAUUUCAGCUGACUUUUAUUGGGAUACUUUCACUUUA
This is a messenger RNA of Olea europaea var. sylvestris, 1405 nucleotides long. Its product is annotated as probable magnesium transporter NIPA4. Gene Ontology annotation, molecular function: magnesium ion transmembrane transporter activity. Gene Ontology annotation, cellular component: membrane. Gene Ontology annotation, biological process: magnesium ion transport. NCBI's taxonomy places the organism in Eukaryota, Viridiplantae, Streptophyta, Magnoliopsida, Lamiales, Oleaceae. The transcript is spliced from 4 exons. The coding region runs from base 646 to 903 and encodes 85 amino acids. The record is from RefSeq and is a predicted model, not a curated record.